Molecule: messenger RNA, 2753 nt
Organism: Paralichthys olivaceus (Japanese flounder)
Lineage: Eukaryota; Metazoa; Chordata; Actinopteri; Pleuronectiformes; Paralichthyidae
Source: RefSeq, a predicted model, not a curated record
UGAGCCCGUCACGUCACAGCAUCUCGGAGUGGAGGAUGCAGAGCAUAGCGCGAGACUCAGACGACAGCUCGGACGAGGAGUUUUUCGACGCUCAUGAGGAUCUCUCAGACAGCGAGGAGGUUUUCCCGAAGGAAAUCGCCAAGUGGAACUCCAACGACCUCAUGGACAAGAUUGAAGCGGCGGACACAGAGGAAACUACUGGUGAGCUGUUUAAGGAAAUGACAGUGGAUUAUGAAAGGGCAACCAGCGAGGACAGACUAGAUGAGGAGGGCUCGUCCCAGCAGUGCCUGCAGCCUUCCAAGAUCCACGUGCUGAUCUUGGUUCUGCACGGAGGGAACAUCCUGGACACAGGUGGAGGGGACCAGAACAGCAAGCAGGCGGACGUCAACACUAUUAGCACAGCUUUUGACACAGUCAUGCGCGUUCACUACCCUGCUGCGCUGGGACGCAUCGCCAUCCGCUUGGUGCCCUGCCCUGCCAUCUGUGCCGAGGCCUUCUCCCUGGUGUCCAACCUGAGCCCUUACAGCUAUGAUGAGGGAUGUCUGUCCAGCAGCCAGGACCACAUCCCAUUGGCAGCGCUUCCCCUGCUGGCCACCUCUGCUCCACAGUACCAGGAGGCCGUGGCCACCGUCAUCGCCAGAGCCAACCAGGUGUACACCGAUUUUUUGAAGUCCAUGGACGGGUCUGCUUUCUCCGGCCAGGUUUGUCUCAUUGGGGACUGUGUGGGAGGAAUCUUGGGAUUCGAUGCUCUGUGCAGCAGCAAUCAGACAGUCAAUGAAAGUCAGAACAGCAGCCGCAGGGGCAGCAUCAUCAGUGUCCAGGAUCAGGACCUCCUCUCUCCUGGCAUCAUUGUCAACAGUGGACACGGCUCAUCUUCUCCGACCCUGGAGGGCAGCCGCCACCUCAGUCGCAGCAACAUCGACAUCCCUCGUGCCGGUGCAGGCGACGACACCAAGAGACAACUGCCGCGCAAGAGGAGUGACUCCUCCACAUAUGAAGUGGACACAUUAAAACAGCACCAGUCCUUUCUGUCCAGCUUACACUCCAGUGUCUUGCGGAGCGAUGCGGUUUCACGCAGGUCAAGCAGCAGCACCAUGCUGGAUGGAGGCUCCCUGGGGAAGUUUGACUUUGAGGUGUCCGACUUUUUCCUCUUUGGCUCUCCACUGGGCUUGGUUCUGGCACUGAGAAAGACAGUCAUUCCAAUGCUGGACGUGGCCCAGCUGCGACCUGCCUGUCAGCAGGUUUACAACCUGUUCCACCCUGCCGAUCCCUCAGCCUCCCGCCUGGAGCCUCUGCUAGAGAGGAAGUUCCACCUCCUGCCUCCCUUCAACGUGCCCCGUUACCAGCGCUUUCCCCUGGGUGAUGGAAACUCUGCCCUCCUGGCGGAUGUUGUUCAGUCUCAUGGUGGUGUCUUCAUGGACAGUUCGUACCCCUCAUCCCCCGUAACGGGCCCCCUCUCCCGGGGCCAGCGGAGGGCCAGUGAGGUCAGCAUUGCCAGCCAGGUCUCAGGAAUGGCAGACAGUUACACUGCCACCAACAUAGCUAACACCAAUUCAUGCCAAAAUAACCAAUCCAAAAAGUUGAGCCUUUUGUCCCAACUCGCCUUAUCGUCACAAAAUAAAUUCUUCCUGAAAAGUCCUCCUAAGUCCCGUAAGAAAGCACGGGCUGGCCAGGCGGCGGGAUCUCCCGAUGCAGAUCUAGCAGCAGAGCUGGACGCUGAGGCAGACAAUAACGAGCCUCUAAGUCCCACUGGCCAGUACGAGAACUGCCUGUCAGCAGGGCUGGACUGUGCUAUAUCUGAGUUGGUCUCGCUGGACUCCCAGGCUGAAGUGGAGCAAGUUGCUGCACGCUGGUGGGGCACAAAGCGGCUGGACUUUGCCCUGUACUGCCCCGAUGCUCUGACCGCUUUUCCCACAGUGGCUUUACCGCACCUCUUCCACGCCUCUUACUGGGAGUCCACUGAUGUUGUGUCUUUUCUCCUGAGACAAGUCAUGAGGCAUGAAAACUCCAGCAUCCUGGAGCUCGAUGGGAAAGAAGUGUCUGAAUUCACCCCGUCCAAACCUCGAGAGAAGUGGCUCCGCAAGAGGACUCAUGUAAAGAUCAGGAAUGUCACUGCCAACCACCGGGUGAACGAUGCUGUGUUAAAUGAGGACAGUCAGCAGGUCGUGACAGGUCGCUUCAUGUACGGCCCUCUGGACAUGGUCACUUUGGCCGGAGAGAAGGUUGACCUCCACAUUAUGACCCAGCCUCCAUCAGGAGAGUGGGUGUACUUCAACACAGAGGUGACAAACAGCAGCGGCCGUGUGUCUUUUAUCCUCCCAGAGGACAAGCGACUGGGCAUCGGAGUCUACCCAGUUAAAAUGGUUGUGAGGGGUGACCACACGGUUGCAGACAGCUACCUGACAGUUAUUCCACGUGGCACAGAGUUUGUGGUAUUCAGUAUUGACGGGUCUUUUGCUGCCAGUGUGUCAAUCAUGGGCAGCGACCCCAAAGUGAGAGCAGGAGCUGUGGACGUUGUCAGGCACUGGCAGGAUUUGGGUUAUUUGAUCAUCUAUGUAACAGGACGUCCAGACAUGCAGAAGCAGCGGGUGGUGGCUUGGUUGUCUCAGCACAACUUCCCUCAUGGCAUCGUCUCCUUCUGUGAUGGCCUGGUCCAUGACCCACUCAGACACAAGGCCAAUUUCCUCAAGAAUUUAACAGAGGUCAGACGUAAAUCAAUGGAGGACGGGGGGGGGGUCUUUGUGCAGUUUUAG